UGAGUUUGAAUUCACUGUCAGCCAAAAUCAAGGGUUAUUUUCAACUCACAAACAGAAAUUAUGUGAACGAAAAAUUCAGCCUCACCAGCCAUUUGGCGACGAGUGCUAGGUACAAGUAUUGGUACUCAAUAUUCCAGAAAAAACUCGAAAUGGUGGACGACAGAGUCUCGGAAGAGCCAUCAAUUUCGAUUGCAGUGAUGAAGUUGUGUUUGGACAAUCUCGUGGAUAACUCAGAUGUCAAGGACAUAUGCCUAUCCAAUUCGCAAUUUGCAUCCAGAAAAAAUUUCAAUACACUCGAAAACUGUCAGUUCUGUCGGAAGGAGAGUAAAUUAUUAGACUUGUGCUGUCCCAUAAAAGAACUUCAAGUGGGGGUAUUCAAAAAGGCAAUUACGAACUCCUUGAGCCAUCAUUCUCUGCCACCUCUUAUCGAUGGAAAACCGCAUCCUGACCAACUGAAAGAAAAUUGGAUAACAUCCGAAAUCAAGCUUCCGGAAAUUAAGAGAAAAAUCGUAUUGGAUAUGUCAAAAGGUAGAUCGACUCUACUGAAAUUGAAAAAGAAGCUGAAUAAUAUACGGAUGUUCUACCCCAACCUGUUUUACGCCAAAGAGAACAUAAUUGAAAUGUGGUGCAAGGACGACACUCUUCAACUGAUGACGUUUGAAUUUCUGGAUUACGAUAAGAAUUCGAAUUAUGUGUGGAUAUGAAAUUUUUUAAUCAUUUCGAUUCAUUCCAAUUCGAUGAUAAAAUCUAGUCCAUAUGAUGUCUUUAGCUACUCGCAUGAAAUAUACUACUUGAUAAUCUA
Molecule: messenger RNA, 802 nt
Organism: Coccinella septempunctata (seven-spotted ladybird)
Lineage: Eukaryota; Metazoa; Arthropoda; Insecta; Coleoptera; Coccinellidae
Exons: 2
Coding region: 150-704 (184 amino acids)
Source: RefSeq, a predicted model, not a curated record